This is a messenger RNA of Alligator mississippiensis (American alligator), 2959 nucleotides long. Its product is annotated as olfactory receptor 6X1-like. Gene Ontology annotation, molecular function: olfactory receptor activity; G protein-coupled receptor activity. The transcript has a single exon. NCBI's taxonomy places the organism in Eukaryota, Metazoa, Chordata, Crocodylia, Alligatoridae. Gene Ontology annotation, cellular component: membrane. Gene Ontology annotation, biological process: G protein-coupled receptor signaling pathway. The record is from RefSeq and is a predicted model, not a curated record. Bases 60 to 1031 code for a protein of 323 amino acids.
UGGUAACGGGUGUUUUCCUCUUUUUUCGAGAAGAAGGGUCCCAGGGGUAGAAUUGCCCAAUGCAGGUGGUAAAUCAGACCUUGGUGACAGAGUUUAUCCUUCGAGGCUUUCCUGGAUCCCCAGUGCUGCAGACUUCUCUCUUCACAGUGGUUUUCUUCAUGUAUGUACUCACUAUCACUGGCAACAUCCUCAUCAUUGUCAUCAUCCUCCGGGAUGGCCAUCUGCAUACCCCCAUGUAUUACUUCCUGGGAAACCUCUCCUUCCUGGAGAUCUGGUACAUCACCACCCUGGCACCAAAGAUGCUGGCUAACUUCCUGGUCCAGAAAAGGUCCAUCUGCCUCCGAUGCUGCUUGACACAAGCCUUUUUCCACUUUUUCCUGGGUGCCACUGAGUUUUUUCUGCUAGCUGCCAUGUCCUUUGACCGGUACCUGGCCAUCUGUGACCCGUUGCAUUACACUGCCAUCAUGAGCAGUGGGCUCUGCUGCCGCUUAGCCCUGGGGUCCUGGCUGGGGGGCUUUUUGACAGUCUUUGUGCAGACCAUCCUGGUAUGUCAGCUCCCUUUCUGCGGCCCAAACCUCAUCAAUCAUUUUUACUGUGAUGUGGGACCCUUGCUGACUCUGGCAUGUGCUGAUACCCGCCUGAUUGAGCGGAUUGUGUUUGUGGUUGCCACCUUGGUCCUGCUGAGCUCCUUCACCUUCACUCUGAUAUCAUAUGUCUUCAUCAUCUCCACCAUCCUGAGGAUCCCAUCCACUCAGGGACGGCAGCGGGCCUUUUCCACCUGUACGUCCCACCUUACCGUAGUCUCCAUCCUGUAUGGGACCGUCAUCUUCAUGUACGUAAGGCCCAAAGUGGACUCCUCCUUGGAGCUGAACAAAGUGGUGUCUGUGUUGAACACAGUCAUAACUCCCCUCCUCAACCCUUUCAUCUACACACUGAGGAACAAAGAUGUCAAACAGGCCUUGAAAAAAGAGCUGUGUGCAAAGAAGUACUCAGUUACAGUAUUGAAAAGAGCCAGUUCCCACCUGCUGUGAAGUGCUACUGCUGUAGUGAAGCCAAGGAACCAGAUCUCCAACUGGGUGUAGGCUAGCAUGGUUCCUCUGGAAUCAAAGGGGCUGAUCCCCCAUGGCUGACAAUAAGCAUGGGUGCAUGACAUAUAUUUGGGUUAUGUCUAUAUUUUAAAUCUUUAAAACCAACAGAAUAGUAAGGAUUUGCCCCCAUGAUGAUUUGCAUCAGAAGAGGCAGCUGAAGGGUUUGUUUUUUUUAUAGAAGUGAGGUAUCUAAGGUCAGAUUCUACCCCACCUUAUUAGCUAAAUAGACAUCGAUUCACAAAUGUGAAUUGCUCCACUCUGCUCAAGUCCCUGCAAACCAGUUAAUGCAAAAGGGGAGCAAGUCCUCAUCCUCGCUGCUGCUUUUGGGACUUGCACAGAUGACUGGAUGUUACAAAAGUAGAUGCACUAACAUUUUCAGGACUUGGACAGAAGAUUCACACUUAGGAAAAGUCUACUUAGAAGCCUAAUAAGUGCAAUAGAGUCUGGCCCCUCUGUCUUAUUGGACAUGCAUGUAUACCAGGAGUAAUUCUUUUAUAGUCUUGUGGGCUGAUUUUCUUUCCAUGAAUACUGACGUGAAAUGGGAGCAAUUCUGUUUUUGUUUACACACCCAAUCCUACUCUCCUUCAUGCUGAUGACAAUGAAGAUUAGGUCCAUUAGAAUCAGCUUCAGGCAGCACCUUGCAGGGGGAAUCCAAAGUUGGUCUACCAGAGUCUAAGUACCGUGUUCACUCAGUUGCAUGGUAUAAAAUUUGACUUUAGUCUGAUUUGCACUGCUGAAUUUGUGCUGGAAUGGAAAUUGAGCAACAGUAAUGCUGCAGGCCAGUAUUACAAUGAUGUGGAGAUGAGAGUGUGGUCCUGCAGGCUCUGCAAAGCCCUGGAGAUCGUUGAGACUCAAUAUUUGCCAUCAGUAACUUUGUAAAUAAAUAUCGGACCCCAGAUGUGUUUUCUUGCUUCCCCUCACCAGUCAAAUGCAAUAGGAUCAGAGCUUUCUGCUGCUUUAAACUUAUCAGGGCUCCAACAAUUUGCAAUGAUUCAAAACAAUCCUCACCAGGCAAGGAUUUGGAGAUGGAUACUAUUCUGGAAUUUGUUUAACAAAAGUUUGACUUGUAAGAGUGAGCGUUGCAUGAUAUCUCAAGGGACAGCCAGGAGGUUAGGUUCUUAGCUCCUACUGACAUUGGCAUUGCUAAGAUGCUUUAAAAAAUCUUAUUUCCAAUGCAACCUAGGAAAAACUAUACUGACCUAAUAUUUUAACAUGUCACCGUACAUGUCUGCUUUAUUGGGGUAUGCAUUUUCUAAAGGUAUUUUCAUUGCUUGGUUCAAAUGCUUCAUAAUUUUUUAUCGUCAAAUAUAUUUUGUAAAAAAUCCUAUGAUAAGCAAUUGUGUGUCUAUUUUCAAUAUUUAAAAAUGCAUUUACCUAAAAAGGAGGUGAGAGUGGGGGCAUGGGAAAUAGACCUCAGUGUUUCAAUAGACUCCAUAUAGCAUAAUCUUCAUACUGGGACCCAGGUUGUGUCAUUUUCUUUAGUCACUUUUCUUGGUGGUUGAGAAGCAAAUAUCUAAAUAGAUCUCUGUAAUAAGAAGUGACCUCUCCAAGCCGUGGCUAUGUCACUGGAAAAUGAAGUGAGACGGUGAAGUUAUCUGGACUAGAGGAAAUAAAUGUCGUCUUCCAAUCUGACCAGUUACCUUUAAAGAACUUGUAAAGUGUUUGGUGGGUUUCUUUUUUUUAAUAUAUAAAAGAAACCCUGUUAUUAAAAAAACAAAAUGGGUUUGGUGUUUUCAAAGGAAUGGUGGUAUUUUUUUUUUUAAAAGACAUUAAUUUCUCCUUGAAAUUGUUCCAUACAUGUCAGCCUGUCUCUGUGUUUGUACACGUGUGUACACACGCACACACCACCCUCUAUCCUAUGCCUGUCUCCA